UGCCGUGCGGACCCGAGGGAGGAUUCCCCACGUAAAGGCUUCGUCAUGGAAUUGCAGGAUUCCUUUUAUCCCAGAGCUCAGUAUAUUGAGACUG
This is a messenger RNA of Penaeus monodon (black tiger shrimp), 94 nucleotides long. It is a transcript of the gene DCTN5-p25, whose product is annotated as dynactin subunit 5-like. The record is from RefSeq and is a predicted model, not a curated record. Lineage: Eukaryota; Metazoa; Arthropoda; Malacostraca; Decapoda; Penaeidae.